This is a messenger RNA of Gallus gallus (chicken), 3522 nucleotides long. RefSeq names its product chromosome 1 open reading frame 228 (gene C1orf228). The record is from RefSeq and is a predicted model, not a curated record. The transcript has 10 exons. NCBI's taxonomy places the organism in Eukaryota, Metazoa, Chordata, Aves, Galliformes, Phasianidae. Bases 781 to 2367 code for a protein of 528 amino acids.
GCCGGGUGUCCGCCCAUCGCGGGAAGGUGAGGGCCUUGGGGCCGGGGUGAGGGGCCGUGGGGCGGGCUGUGGAGGCGGUCGUUAAAAUAUUCCGGUGCGUUUGCAGGGUAUUUUGAAUUAACGGCUAUCAUGUCAGCAGGGGCUGUUACGAUAGCAGCCAGGGACUGACAGACCCAGAGGACUGACGUCAUCCUUUUUUAAGCCCGCUUUUUCUUUGCCAUGGGUUGGCGGGCGGGCCCUCCGUGUCACCACAGCCCUCACGUCCUCAGGCCGCCGUUAGCCUGGCUUUAAAACAGGACAGCGUUAUAGCGGCGCCACCUCCAACAUAAAUACAGAAACGUUCAUUUAGAAUCAAUUUUGGGACGUUUCAGACUGUAAAGUUCUUUUAACGAGAUCUCUGCUGAGGACAGAGGAGCUCUUUAUGGGACUGUAAAUUUCAUGCAGGCGGUCCCUGUGAAAUGCAGGCUCCCCCUGCUCGGCGGCUGCUCUCCCCAUAUCAAUCACAUGCCUCGCAAGUAAUGUUUCACAAAUAUUCUGUAAAUCACAGGAAAAGGCUUGCAAUAAUGUGAAAUAUGACUUUCACUUGACUGUUUCACCAGAGGCCCCCUAGCAGGCCAUUCUCCUGUCAGCACUAACAUUUGUUAUGGCUAAUAACACUUUCAAUCACAACUAUUUUGGGAGAAUGGAUUUAUUUGCAACCUGCUUCCCCACAAAGGAGAUCCUGAGAACGCCCUGCCAAGGGCACGGGCUCUUUGCAGAGCACAGGCCGUUAAUUCCCACAUGAAAUUUCAUCUCAUCGCAGUUCUCGGUCCUCUUAGCCAACUUUCUGAAGCCUUUGUUGGUUUGUUUCCCAUCGCCAAGAUGCAUUUCCAGCUCCCGGUUACUGUUUUCAGGCAGCUUCAGGCAGAAGAGAUCAUGACAUCUGUCAAAGAGCAGGAGGCCAUCAAGAAGCUCAUGGUUUUCCUGCAAGAAUGGGACAGUGCUCACAGAGUUGCUCGAAACCACAUCCUGGACAACUUCAUUAGAAGCAAUAUUGGCAAGACAGAACCAGAGCUGGAGCUGGAGUUCUCCCAGGGAGCCAGCUUGUUUCUGGCUCGCCUGGCAGCAUGGCUGAGGGUGACCUACAUGUACAGCACAUGCAUCAACAAGCUGCUCAAGUCCAUCGGCAUCUUCUUAUCUGCUGCAAGUGGCCGCAGAUACAUUAUUGAAUUUCUGGAGAUGGGAGGCGUCUUGAUGCUCCUGGAAAUACUAGGGCUGAACCACCUGAACGAAGAGGACAAAAGGGAGUCUGUAAAGCUGCUUCAGCUCAUCGCAGACGCUGGCAGGAAGUACAAGGAGCUCAUUUGUGAAAGCUAUGGCGUGCAAUCCCUUGCUGAGCUGUUGGCCACCUGCAGCUCGGCAGAGGUUCGGGAUGAGGUGCAGAUUUUGCUGGACUCUCUGGGCCGCGGCAACCCCAAGUACCAGAACCAAGUGUACAGCGGCCUGCUGGCAGUGCUGCCCUGCGGCUCUCCCCACGCCCAGCAGCUGGCUCUGCAGACACUGCGCAGCAUGCAGGUGAGCGGUGGAGGCAAAGGGUGCCCCCAGGGGUUGGAAAGCCCGCAGUUAUGCCAGAGAGAAAGGCCCGGCCCCAUUCGCAGCACUAGCUGGGGUUGCCCCCUGCCCAUAGGGGGACGGCGGGGAGCACUGCACGCACCUGCCUCCUCAACCCGCCCUUGUCCCCCAGGACCUGCUGGAAGAGCCUCCGCCGGCUGGAGUGGCGCCGCUGCUGGCAGCACUGGGCACGACACACCCCGAGGUGCAGUACGAAGCCGUCCAGCUGCUGCUCGCUGUCGCGUCCCGGCGCGCCCCGCCCGCCCUGUUGCCCGGCCUGGUGGCCCUGCUGACCCCGCCCGGGAGGAAAGCACGAGCCAAAGCGUAUUAGCCAAGGAGUCAGCAGAAGUGGCUGAAGAGCUGAUCCAGCUGAAAGUGGUGCACGGCCUGAUGGUUGCGGUGGGGAACCUGGAUUAUCCACUCAGCCAGAGAAAUGCCAGCAUCUCCCUGGAGUAUUUUGUUCGCAUGUAUCCCUUUGUGGAGGAGCAUGUAAGGAAGGCAGUAGGGGACACACUGUUCCAGCUCUUUAAGGACUGCCCUGAGACCUGGUACACAAAAAUAGAUCCAGUCCAGGCUGAAGAAUUGGCCUCCAAUCCAGUGGACAGCCCCAAAGACAUGGCAAAGAUGCAAUCUGCAGAAGCUGGCUGUCCAUUAACUGAUUUGUCUGGGGAUAAUCACUACUUUGCCACAUCGUUUUUCUUGCCAAUUCACAAGAUCUAUGGAGAGUUCCGUGCAUUUGAGGAAGAUCAGCAUGCUCUAGUACAGAACAACUUUUGACAUAUUGAGUUUCUUGGACUACUCCUCUCUCUCAGGUACAAGGGGAUUUGUACUGUUGAUUUCCAAUACUAAUUUCCCUUCUCUUGCAUCGUACACAACAAGAAGGCCAGACAAGUGCAGCCAUUCACAGCUCAUAGAAAAGCAAAAGUUUUGGCCAGCCGUGACGUUAAGAGAACUCUUAAAUCAGCAGUCAAUCGACAUCAGCAUCACUCAACUCUAUUAUAAAUAGACCUGUAACACUGUCACUUGCAACUCAAAAACAAGAGCCAACUAAAAAGGUGAAAAACACGUGAAUUUCCUAACUCCCAGCACCUCAAGAAAAAUAAUGCCUUCAGAGCCCUGCACUUCUACUUUUUCCUCAUCUGCCUUUGCUCAGAACGCUGUACAGACAAAGAUGACUGAGCUAUGGCACACCAGCUAGCACUUCAGCUGCCUGGUCUGAAACGUCUCCAGGAGCAGUUACUGCCUAUGGGGACUGUUUGAAGAGAUGUCAUUUGAUGCUGCUGUUUCUUUCUUGCCCUUUCCAUUGUCAUUUUGACACCUUUUUGGCUCAAUUGUCACUUAGCUUCUCCUGUUUGCAGCACUUGCAAAGCUACAUCCAAAACUUCAAACCUCACAGCAGCACAAACUUCCUAGCAACGUUUAAAGCCACGCCAAAGAAUAACUACAACAGUGCUGGAGAAAAGGGCAACAUAUCAAGAAAUCCCAGCUCUCAGGAACAGGAGAGCAAUUGGUUGGCAGAGGUUCUGCACUCAGGAGUGUGAAGCAUUGGUACAUACUGGUAUGCUGUGUUUAGCAUUGCCUGAACGAGCAGCCUUACGCUGCACUAUUACAGCCACAAUGGAAGACCACUGCUUUACAGGGAUGUAACAGAACAAUGUUUUUCUCACCUUCCCGUGGAGCAGGAAUUUUUGAUAGAGUUGAUCUACGCUUCUGUAUCUGGAAAACAACGAGAGCUAUUAAUAACCAGAAUAAGCCGUGAGCACAUAGGGCAGCACUACAGAACAACAUCAGUGCAGCAAGGACUUCUGAUUGAAGUCUGUGAGACAGAACACAGAGUCAGAUGUCUCUAACUUGUAAGACUGACUAUUAUUAACACCAAGACCUGGUUUUAAGUGUGCUGCUGCCACUGGGGAGACUAAAGCACUUACCUGU